UAAUGAUGGCGGAUGUGAAAGGUUUGGCAACUGAACAUUUAUGGUUGAAAAUGGCGGCCCCAUUUUCUUGAUAGAAUCCACCUAGAUUGGGCUUUGAAUAAUGGUCAUUUUCCAGUGGAAUGCCACACAAGCUUGAAGCAUUUUGAAAAUGGAGAAAGAGAGAGAGGAAAAGGAAAAGAAUCUGUAAAAAAGUUUGAAGGCUGAGAAAAGACAAGUUGCAGAAAUAUGGAAAAAGAGUGCCCUUUUUAGCUUUUAUGCUUUGAAAAUGGAAAGAAAAAAAAAUGGGGCAAACGUUGAAGCUGUGACCCGUGAAAGGGACUAGCCAGCAAUGGUGGUUGAAGAAAAGGGUCCCGGUGCUUAUCACGUGGAACUCCUAUAUGGAAUGUAGUCUACACGUUACUGCUACUGAUAUUGAUGAUUUCUACUGUUCUUAGCUUCAGCUUUUGGUUUUCUUGAAUCCAAACAGCCAUUUUUGCCCUGGGGUGUGCUCUUAAGCUCAAAAAAAGCUUCAAUUUCUGGUAAAUUCCUUGAUUCUUUAUUCUCUUUUUGGGAAAACCCACAGCCACUGCUCGAGGAGUGCACGAGAUAAAUCUCACAGUUGUGAAUCUAGUCGAGGAAAGAUCAGACCGAUUCAAAUCAAGAAGCAAUCUACAAUUCGGUACAUAGGAAUAUCGGGAUAGAUAUGGAUCUUGAACAUGGGAAGUGUUGGGACACCACAAAGAAGAAUUCUUGGAAGACGACACUGAUCCUAGCUUAUCAAAGUCUUGGUGUCGUUUACGGGGAUCUCAGCAUUUCCCCGCUCUAUGUCUUCAAGAGCACAUUUGCGGAAGACAUUCAGCACUCGGAUACUAAUGAAGAAAUUUUCGGGGUUAUGUCGUUUGUUUUCUGGACUUUAACUCUUGUCCCGUUAUUCAAGUAUGUGUUUAUAGUCCUCCGAGCGGAUGACAAUGGAGAGGGUGGUACUUUCGCUCUUUAUUCCCUGAUAUGCAGGCAUGCCAAAGUAAGCCUUCUUCCAAAUAGACAAGUUUCCGAUGAAGCCCUUUCCACGUAUAAACGCGAGGAACCUCCCGAGAGAAACAAUAAGGUUUCGAGGGUGAAGUUGGUGCUCGAGAAGUACAAAUUCCUGCACACGGCAUUGCUAAUCUUGGUGCUCCUUGGCACUUGUAUGGUCAUCGGAGAUGGACUGCUUACUCCCGCCAUAUCCGUUUUCUCUGCGGUUUCUGGGCUCGAGUUCUACAUGUCCAAGGAUCACCACCAAUAUGCAGUGGUUCCGAUAACUUGCGUUAUAUUAGUGUGCCUAUUUGCGUUACAGCAUUAUGGCACACACCGCAUUGGCUUUUGUUUUGCACCGAUCGUGUUAUCUUGGUUAAUCUGCAUAAGUGGGCUCGGAUUGUACAAUAUCCUCACUUGGAAUCCACACGUUUACAAGGCGCUUUCCCCGUACUACAUGUUCAAGUUCUUAAAGAAGACUAGAAAAGAUGGAUGGAUGUCGUUGGGAGGAAUUCUCUUGUGCAUAACAGGAUCUGAAGCAAUGUUCGCUGACCUCGGCCACUUCUCGUAUGCUGCAAUUCAGACCGCAUUCACCUUUCUGGUUUAUCCAGCGCUUAUAUUGGCAUAUAUGGGCCAAGCAGCGUUUUUGUCAAGGCAUCAUCACAACAUGCACGAGAUUAGUUUCUAUUUGUCUGUUCCAGGAAGUGUAAGGUGGCCGGUUCUUAUUAUAGCCAUUCUUGCUUCUGUCGUUGGGAGUCAGGCAAUCAUCAGUGGAACGUUCUCGAUUAUCAACCAGAGUCAAUCACUAGGUUGUUUUCCAAGAGUUAAGGUUGUUCACACCUCUGCUAAAGUACAUGGGCAGAUCUACAUCCCGGAGAUAAAUUGGAUUCUCAUGAUCCUUUGUGUUGCUGUGACUAUCGGGUUCCGGGACACGAAACAUUUGGGAAAUGCAUCAGGGUUAGCGUUGAUGGCAGUCAUGCUGGUGACUACCUGUCUAACCUCGUUGGUUAUCGUCCUGUGUUGGCACAAGCCUCCAAUUCUUGCGCUUGUCUUUCUCGUUUUCUUUGGAUCCAUUGAAUUGCUUUACUUCUCUGCAUCUGUGAUCAAGUUCCUCGAGGGCGCUUGGCUACCGAUCCUCCUCGCCCUCAUUUUGGUAACUGUCAUGUUUGUUUGGCACUACGCCACGAUCAAGAAAUAUGAAUAUGAUCUGCACAACAAGGUUUCGCUAGAUUGGCUGCUAGCCUUAGGCCCGAGCCUUGGCAUUGCUCGAGUCCCUGGCAUUGGCAUUGUGUUCAGCGAUCUGACCUCGGGGAUCCCUGCGAACUUCUCUCGUUUCGUCACCAACCUCCCUGCCUUCCAUCGUGUGCUGGUUUUCGUGUGUGUGAAAGCUGUGCCCGUCCCUUUCAUCCCCCCGGCAGAGCGCUACCUCGUGGGGCGCGUUGGACCUCCCUCCCACCGCUCCUACAGGUGCAUCGUGCGAUAUGGCUACCGGGACGUUCACCAGGAUGUAGACUUCUUUGAGACCGAACUUGUCAGCAAGCUCGCUGAUUUCAUCCGCUACGACUGGUACAAGACGCACGGGAUCAUCACCUCACCAAACGACGACGAUGGCUCUCGUUCUGGCGCAUCAUCAAGCGAAUACCGGUUAGCAGUGAUAGGAACCAUGGCUUUCCCAGGCACACCCGCCUUUGAAAUCGAGGAAACCGCCCAACCCGAGAGCGUAUCCUUCGGUUUCCCCACCGCAGAGAGCCUAACCGACAUCAUCGAGAUGCAACCAACCACUGCAGCAGCAGCAGAGAAAAGGGUGAGAUUUGCUGUUGAUGACUCAGAACAAGACUCACACUCACACCAAGAAAUGGACAUUCAGCUUCAAGAGGAGCUGAGAGAUCUCCACGAAGCCCGAGAAGCCGGGAUCGCCUUCAUUCUCGGGCACUCACAUGUAAGAACAAAGCAAGGCUCAUCCAUAUUCAAGAGAUUAGCCAUCAACUUUGGGUACAAUCUCCUGAAGAGAAACUGCAGAGGACCAGAUGUAUCACUUAAAGUCCCCCCAGUGUCCCUUCUUGAGGUUGGCAUGGUAUAUGUUGUCUGAGAUGUAAAUGAAUGUGAAGUUUUUCUUGUUUCUUUACUCUUUUAAUCUACUGAUCUGAUGCCCUUUUGAAGAUCUGCAAGAAUGUUAACUGCUCAGAUUAGUGUA
Messenger RNA from Ipomoea triloba (trilobed morning glory), 3184 nucleotides. RefSeq names its product potassium transporter 2-like. Bases 683 to 3079 code for a protein of 798 amino acids. The record is from RefSeq and is a predicted model, not a curated record. The transcript has 10 exons. Gene Ontology annotation, cellular component: plasma membrane. Lineage: Eukaryota; Viridiplantae; Streptophyta; Magnoliopsida; Solanales; Convolvulaceae. Gene Ontology annotation, molecular function: potassium ion transmembrane transporter activity. Gene Ontology annotation, biological process: potassium ion transmembrane transport.